This is a messenger RNA of Eurytemora carolleeae, 1923 nucleotides long. Its product is annotated as zinc finger protein 341-like. Lineage: Eukaryota; Metazoa; Arthropoda; Copepoda; Calanoida; Temoridae. The record is from RefSeq and is a predicted model, not a curated record. Gene Ontology annotation, cellular component: nucleus. Gene Ontology annotation, molecular function: RNA polymerase II transcription regulatory region sequence-specific DNA binding; DNA-binding transcription factor activity, RNA polymerase II-specific. Gene Ontology annotation, biological process: regulation of transcription by RNA polymerase II.
UCUAAUUCAGAAAUAAAUCUAGCACCACCCUCACUAAAAUCCUGUAACCGCUCCUGACAAUGCAGAUUAAAUAUUGUAUUUUUUGUGAAUGCAGAACAUGGAGGUAGAAUUACCACCUAAUGUUAAAAUGGUCGGAGAGGAAGGACAGUUCUAUACUGUACUAACUAUAGAGGAUCUACCUAGAGUACAGGAAGUUGUUGAGAGGUCGGAAGACAUAUUUAUCUGUGGUUUGUGUAAAACAUCAUUUGAUAAUAUUCACUUCUUUCUUAAUCACAAACAGACUUGUGGUCAGGAAUUCUUUAGUUUGCCCGCCUUGACCCAAAAUCAGUCGGAAUUAGUUUUUGUUGAAGGUAACAAAAUAAUCAUUAUUGUUACUAUGAAUGUUGAAAUAUUAUUAAACGUGAAUGAUACUCCAAUACAGAUAUUAAGACAAGAAGAAGAAGUCCCUGAUCAGACUAAAAGUCCUGUGACUAGGUCCCAAGAAGAGGUCCAGGAUCCUCCUUUAUCAUCGUCAUCCUCCAUGACCUCCUUGACCUCCUCGUCAUCCUUGACAUCCUUCCAUUUGUCCUCCGAACCUACGAGGACGGAAAACCGAACAUACACCGAAUCUGAAAAAGAUGAUCUUGGUAGAAAAAUUGUUGAAUCCUCUAAGUCAAACCAUACAGAAGAGACGAAUAACAAAGUUAACGAGGAAUUGACUGAAUCUGGUUUAAUUUCUCAAUCUGAUCAAAAUCAGAAAAUUGGUCAAAAUGCCGAUAAGAAAUUCUUCUGUACCUAUUGUAACAAAUUCUUUAAAAAGAGUUUUGACCUCUCUCAGCAUAUUCGCUGUCACACUGGGGAGAAACCUUUCCAAUGUGUUAUCUGCGGCCGGGGAUUCUCCCAGAAGUCGAACGUGAAGAAACACAUGAUAACUCACAAGGUUUGGCCCCAGGGUGGAGAAUGUCGUCCUGAAACCGUGGCGAAGUUGUAUACAGAGAACUCAGCUGAUAAACCAGUCCAGGACGGGUCGGAGCUCAGGGUGGUAGAGACGGAAAAGGAUAUUGCGGGUAAGCGAGGGAGCGUUGAAAUCACUGUGAAGAACGAGUACAGGUGUAUCUACUGUACUGCAAAGUUUAUUAAACAUACAGAAUUCAAAACACAUCUUAAAGAACAUCAGGAUGUUAAAUGCUACCGAUGUAUAGUACCCAACUGUGGAGAACUAUUUAAUAAUGUCGAAGAAUACGUUGAUCAUACAACAGGUCACAAAAACAUGCAGUACAGUUGUCACGUGUGUCCAGACAGGUUUACAGAUUUAAAUGAUCUUAAUCUUCAUCAAUACACUCAUCUAACAGACCAGGAUACCAGAGAGAAACAGGUUUUCGAAUGUAAACAUUGCAAAAACAAAUAUACCUCAGCAGAAUCAUACGACUACCAUCUUCAAACAGACACCCACUCUUACCCCUGUAAUGUUUGCAGCAAAGUGUUUACUGCCGGACGAUAUUUGAGAAAACACAUGGCGUCCUCCCAUACUGAGGGCAGUUUUAAAUGUGAUGUCUGUGGAAAACUUUUAAAGAAUGAUUUCUAUCUCAAAGCGCACAAACUGAUUCAUACUGGAGAGUUACCGUUCUCGUGCACAGAGUGUGGCGCGCGUUUUAAUCGUAAAGAUAAAGUGAAGCGUCAUAUGUUGACACACAACGCGCACAAGAAAUUUAAAUGUCCAUUUAAGGAGCAUAUGAACUGCGAAAAAGAGUUUCACAGAUUUGAUAAGUUAAAACUUCACAUUAUGACACACGGCAACAUCAAGCCUUUUAAAUGUAAUAUAUGUGAUGUUGGGUUUACAAGAAAAGAGCAUUUAAAAGUGCACACUAAUAAACAGCACGGUGCUACUGAUAGUGAAGGUGCAAUCAUAGAUAAAGAAAUAAAAUAAAAUAUUUUCUAAGAGAA